Orbicella faveolata is the source of this 1892-nucleotide messenger RNA. RefSeq lists its product as uncharacterized. The record is from RefSeq and is a predicted model, not a curated record. NCBI's taxonomy places the organism in Eukaryota, Metazoa, Cnidaria, Anthozoa, Scleractinia, Merulinidae. Gene Ontology annotation, molecular function: oxidoreductase activity.
UGCGAUUCUGGUUUUAAUAUGAGACGUUGGUAGCGUGACGACCAAGAACAAAGGCUUGCGAAGUGCUCACGUCAAAGCCACAGGCGAUGUAAGCUUCACAUAUGUUUUAAUCCGUUCUAGUUAUGUAAACGGUCCCGUUUUGCUCGUAAUCUUUUCCAGAUAUUUGAAGUAUUUCCAUUAGUAAAGUUACAAGAGUUCACAAAGCUACGACAGCCGCGAACGAGACAAGCUUAUGUUCCACGUGAACAGACAACAAAAUUCGUCCCGGUAGCCGGUGCCAGCGCGGUUACCGGGCUCAUAUAUGAAGAGGCCCUAAGUGGUGUACUCACGCGUAACGCUACCUGUGGCUGCGUUACAGCGGGAACCCAUCGGCCAGAAAGACCAUGACAGCUCGUGUACUAACAACGUUUUGGAGAUUUUCAUCUGGCUUCCGAACGCCAAGCAGAAAAAUAAUUGUCCACCUUUCUUCAUUGCAAAUUCCAACUGCAACUGCCACCACAGCGAGCAUUUUUGAGCCAAUACCCAGAGAGGAGCUGGUGACGAAAUUCAAGUCGAGGCUAAGAGACAGGCAGUUUCUUCCAGGCUCCACGGGCGGUGGUUUCCCAGAGUUCCUAGCAGAGCCAAGAGAUUCAUUCCCACUCGGCGUGCGAGUAAAUAAUAGGAACCAGUCCUCUCUCACGGAGCUGACUGAGAAAUGCAUGGAUUACGUGGAGGAAAACUUCCCACAUAGCCCCGCGAUAUUGUUCCGUGAUCUGCCAGCUAAAACAGCAGAGGACUUUUCGAUCAUUGCUCAAGCGAUUAAAGGGAAAACUUUGACUUACGACGGUGGUACGGCAUUUCGGACCCAGAUUGACAAAAGUGCCGGGACCUACACGGCCAGCAUCGACCCACCUAGUUAUACAAUAGAGCCGCACAAUGAAAUGGCUUUUAAUGAUGUCUUCCCUUCCAAGGUGUUCUUCUUCUGCCUAAAACAGGCUGCUGAAGGCUGCGGUGGUGAAACACCACUUGUGAAAAACAAGGAACUUCUCUCUAAACUUGACUCUGCAGUUGUACGAAAGUUUGAAGAAAAGAAACUGCGAUAUGUACGCUACUUGCCGGACAAAUCUCGCGGGGAUUACAUGAACUGGCAGCACGUUUUCUUUACUGAGAACAAAGAGGAUGUCAAGCCCAGAGCGAAACAACAAGGGUACAGUGUCACAUGGGACCCGAACGGAGAUUUGUACUUAUGGCAAAACAGAGAUGUCUUCAUACAUCAUCCGCUGACCGGAGAGAAAAUCUGGUUCAACCAGGCAACGUCGCACAAUGGCUCCUACUACAGGGACAUGCCAAACUUUCACGGCACAGAGAUCCCGGAUGAUAAGUUUCCCUGCCACACUUACUACGGCGACGGAAGUGAAAUUGAACCGGAAGCGUUGCAGCACAUCCGGGCAACAGCGUGGGAAUGCGCAGUCGGGUUUCAGUGGAGAAGUGGCGAUCUACUGGUGAUGGAUAACCUGGCCGUGCAACACUCGCGGAUUGGGUUUACGGGCGAUAGAAAGGGUCGACCAGGUCGCAGUCCUACCCAUGCUUCUAACACUGGAGCUCGCUGAAGAGAAGAAAAGAAACAAAGCAUGUCAGACAAUGCUAAACCGAUCUUCCCAGCCGACUUUAUCACGAGCAUUGGGCAGCAUUUCUUAAAACGUGGACGCAGCAAGGUCGAGUGGUUAGGGCGGCGGACUUGAAAUCCGGAAGUCGCGUGUGGUUAAGUCCAGCUCUGACCACUAACUGGGGUCAUUUCUCGGUAGAUCCUAGUUCAACCCCUGGGUCAUGCUUGAAAAUAGCCAACUGAUCUGCCUCCUUCCAGUUGGGAUUUUUAAGUCUAUUAUGUUUAGAUGAUAAACAUAAUUUGAUAG